Molecule: messenger RNA, 704 nt
Organism: Varanus komodoensis (Komodo dragon)
Lineage: Eukaryota; Metazoa; Chordata; Lepidosauria; Squamata; Varanidae
Gene: LYRM2
Product: LYR motif containing 2
Exons: 3
Coding region: 41-310 (89 amino acids)
Cellular component (GO): mitochondrion
Source: RefSeq, a predicted model, not a curated record
CAAGAGGCCGAGCGGACGGGUGGGCGGCCGUCCGUCAGGCAUGGCGGGGACGUCCCGGCUCCCACCGGCGACGCUGACCCUGAAGCAGUUCCUGAGAAGGCAAGAGGUUCUUCAGUUGUAUAGAAAAAUUCUGCAGGCAAUUCGCCAAGUACCCAAAGAAGCAGAUCGUCAAUACCUGAGAGACUGGGCAAGGGAAGAAUUCAAAAGAAACAAAGUUGCUGCAGAUGAGGAUACUAUUAGAAUGAUGAUCACUCAAGGUAACCUACAGCUUCAAGAACUGGAGCGAACACUAAAGCUGGCCAGAUCCUAGUCACAGAAUAUACUGGGCCACAGUAUUUUUUUGGUGUCACUUCCCUAGAAGACAUUCUGGUGGGACCUCACAGAAUCCAAGAGUGACCCUCUGCAUCCUUCCUAGGAAUCAGCAAGAAAACCUAGGCAGGCUGCAUAAUGCCACAUUAGGGUAUGAAAACUAAAGUUUAUGUGAAGGUUCAGGUGUGAUGUGAAAAAACACUCAAGGGAAAGGAGCAAGAAGCCAUGUCUAAAGCCAUGCUGAGCUGGGCAUGUCAGAAAUGCAGAACUGAUGUUUACUACCUCAAAAUUGUUAAUUGAACCUGUGAACACCAGAAUAUAACCAAGUAUUGUAAUAACUUAAUUCUACACUAGCUUUUGUUUAUGCUUUGACAAAUUAAAGUACUGGAUCUUUA